Phragmites australis (common reed) is the source of this 608-nucleotide messenger RNA. RefSeq lists its product as uncharacterized. The coding region runs from base 70 to 345 and encodes 91 amino acids. The record is from RefSeq and is a predicted model, not a curated record. NCBI's taxonomy places the organism in Eukaryota, Viridiplantae, Streptophyta, Magnoliopsida, Poales, Poaceae. The transcript has 4 exons.
AACAGCCUCGACCCUCCAUCGCUUAGGAGGCGAAGCGACGCAACCCACCCACCUAAACGAAUCGAAUAGAUGGCGUCUCGUCUCGUUGCGGCGGCGGCCUCCUCCUCCUCCGCGCCCCCCCUCGCCCGCCUCAUCUCUCGCCGCCGCCUCGCCGGUGGCGCAGAUCCCCAUGGUCCUGCGAAGGUGAACUUGUGGGAAGAUCCGAUGAGCCCGAGCAAAUGGAAGGAAGAGCACUUUGUGCUAGCCAGCUUAUCUAUGUGGGGUGGUUUAAUUUAUGGUGGGUUCACGUUUUUUGCUGGUGGGAAGAAGGAAAACAAGGGCGAGGCAGUGCCAGCACAGGCAUAGUAGGCUGCACCGAAGUUCUACCUAUUUCUGUGGCCAUGCAACUAUGUGAAAUAAAAAGAAGUGUUACAAUGUGUUUUUGAUGCUGUUGACGAUAACUGUGGCAACUAGAGAUUUUGAUGUUGUAAUAUAGGCAAGAUUUCGAGGAGCUACACUAUCAGCCACCAUGAAUAAUCUUGCAGCAGUGUGGAACUUCAUGUUUGUGAACACUGCAAACCUUGUACCUUUGUUCUUGAUUGAUUAAUUGAUGUUUUAAAAUUAUGUCA